AUGGGUGAACGAGUAAUCGGUUUCUGUGAUCUGGAGCUCGAUCCUAACAUAUUUCCGAAGAAGUACAAAUUCAAAACUGAACCACCGAAUUUUCCUCUUGAGGGCUUGCGAUAUUUGGGACUCAUUUCAAUGAUCGAUCCUCCACGACCGGCUGUACCUCACGCUGUCAAUCUCUGUCAAUCAGCUGGCAUAAAGAUUGUAAUGGUAACAGGCGAUCAUCCACUCACUGCCGAAGCGAUCGCUCGACAAAUCAAUAUCAUCACAGCGGACAGUGUUGCUUCAAAAUUAAUAAGUGAUAGCGACAAGUUGGAGCGUAACGAAGAAAACAAGGAACAAACAGAUAAGGAUCUGGGGAAAUGUCGAGCGAUGGUUGUUCAUGGUGAGCAGCUCAAAAAACUGACGUCUAGCGAGCUGGAUUACAUCGUGAAGCAUUUCUCAUGCAUAGUUUUUGCGCGAACUUCGCCGACGCAGAAACUGCAAAUUGUGGAAGCAUUCCAACAUGGCGGACAAAUUGUAGCUGUCACUGGAGAUGGUGUUAACGAUGCACCAGCGCUUAGAAAAGCCGAUAUCGGUGUUGCAAUGGGUAUUGCGGGCACGGAUGUUUCGAAGGAAGCGGCUGAUAUGAUUCUUUUGGAUGAUAAUUUCGCUUCAAUAGUCACGGGAGUUGAAGAGGGCCGAAUCAUUUUCGACAAUUUGAAAAAAUCAAUCGCCUACACGCUCACCUCUAAUAUUCCUGAAAUUACGCCUUUCUUGACAUAUAUUUUACUUGGCAUUCCGCUUCCGAUG
Messenger RNA from Gongylonema pulchrum, 786 nucleotides. The record is from the annotation of a GenBank genome assembly. Lineage: Eukaryota; Metazoa; Nematoda; Chromadorea; Rhabditida; Gongylonematidae.